This is a messenger RNA of Candoia aspera, 708 nucleotides long. RefSeq names its product small cell adhesion glycoprotein (gene SMAGP). NCBI's taxonomy places the organism in Eukaryota, Metazoa, Chordata, Lepidosauria, Squamata, Candoiidae. The transcript is spliced from 5 exons. The coding region runs from base 344 to 631 and encodes 95 amino acids. The record is from RefSeq and is a predicted model, not a curated record.
AACCACACAAAGGGAUUUCCACAACUCAGAAAACUCUGCUGCUUCUCCUCCCCAAUAUUGGUGUUCCAACCAGCAUGAGCAGAGACCUUGUCGGUGACCUAAAGGACCUAAAUUAUGGGAGGAGUGAGUGCUUUGUAUGCAGCUUGGAGCUCCUGAAUAAAAGGCCAAGACCAGAAGGUGUGGCCUCUGGUGCAGAUUUGCCUGGCUACUCAAGGCCUUGGAUGGGGCCUGGCGGGGACCCUCUGCAGCUCUGAGCUUCUUCAGGGAAGAGAAACCAAGACCAGGAGGUGAGGCAGGCUACAGUUUUAAAAGUUAGGACAAUCCAAGGAAGAAGGGUGAUGCCAUGGCAGCUAUUUCAACACCAUCACCAGCCACAGGGGUGCUGACCAGUCCAUUUAUGAAGAAGAUGAACACACCUACAUCACAAGAGGAUGCCAAUAUGGCUGUUAUAGGAGCUGUUAUCGCCGUGGUUUUUCUCACUCUCCUUUCAGUCUUCGUGCUAAUUGUUAUUUACCUGUACAAGAAUAAAGGCAGCUAUCACACUUAUGAACAACCUGAAGCAGAUCCAGAGGGAUCAGUCCAAAUGGAAGACUUCCCCUAUAAACGUGAAAAAGAAGAAUAUUUCAUAUAGAAGAUACUAGACUGCUGCCAUGUUUUGGACUGUCAUAUCUUAAAUAAACAAAGGUAUUAGGUUUGUCACUCCUUUAA